Messenger RNA from Helobdella robusta, 318 nucleotides. RefSeq lists its product as hypothetical. Gene Ontology annotation, molecular function: phosphotyrosine residue binding. Lineage: Eukaryota; Metazoa; Annelida; Clitellata; Rhynchobdellida; Glossiphoniidae. The transcript has 3 exons. The coding region runs from base 1 to 318 and encodes 105 amino acids. The record is from RefSeq and is a predicted model, not a curated record.
AUGAUAAUUAGCUGGUACCAUGGUUCAAUUGGACGAGUGGAGGCGGAGAGACUGCUCGAGAACCAACCAGUGGGCUCUUAUCUGGUUCGUGUCAGUGAGAGUAAUUCUAAAGAUUAUUCACUUUCACUCAAAAACCAGUCAGGCUACUUGCACAUUAAAAUUGUCCACCAGCCAGCCGAUGGUUUCAUUCUAGGUCAGUUCAGUCAGCCAUUCGACAGCAUCUCGUCCAUGAUUGGCUUCUACAAAUCAAACAAACUGCCAAUCAGAGGCAACGAGAACCUCAAACUUCUUCGUCCGAUGAUCGUCGAGGUCCUCUGA